GGGGACGCCAGGCUGAGGAUUUUGCUAGGGAACCGACUGUUGUCGCCCCGCCCCCUCGGGGCUUUUUGUCCCGUUAACUGUCGGAGUGGCGGGGGCUCUAGCGCCGAGCGACAUGCCGGUGCGCUUCAAGGGGCUGAGUGAAUACCAGAGAAACUUUCUGUGGAAAAAGUCAUAUUUGUCAGAGUCCUAUAAUCCCUCGGUGGGGAGAAGGUACCCAUGGGCUGGACUUAGAUCGGAUCAAUUAGGAAUCACAAAAGAGCCAAGUUUUAUUUCAAAAAGAAGAGUCCCUUAUCAUGAUCCACAAAUUUCAAAAUCUCUUGAGUGGAAUGGAGCUAUCUCAGAGAAUGAUAUUGUAUCACCAAAACCUGAAGCCGCAGAAACAGAAUUACAAGAAGCAGAACAAAAAGAAGAUGUUAACCAAGAAAGAGUUCUUGCACUAGAAGCCUCCAGGGUUCCCAAAAGAACCAGGUCUCACUCUACAGACUCCAGAGCUGAAGGGGCUUCAGAUAUUGUGGAAAAUAAUGAGGAUGUAAUAGAAGGUCAUAUACCGGUUAAUGAAAAUGAGGAACUGGAGCAUUCUACCAAGCUGCUUUCAGAAAAUGUAGAUAAUGGGUUGAAUAGAGUUCUUCGGAAGAAAGCAGGACUGACUGUUGUUCCUUCACAUGAUAUCUUGAGAAAUUCUGAAUAUCAAAGGCAGUUUGUUUGGAAGACCCCUAAAGAAGCUGCUCCAGUUUUUACAGCCAAUCAGGUUUUCCACAAUAAAAGCAAAUUUGUUCCACAAUUCAAAGGUAACUCAAUCAUCCAUGAAACUGAAUACAGAAGAAAUUUCAAGGGUUUAUCUCCAGUGAAAGAACCAAAAUUAAGAAAUGAUUUGAAAGAGAAUGGAAAUUUUGAAACAGUAUCUCCUGAAAAGAAGUGUAAUAAAACAGAUGAUCCUUUAAAAUUAGAAGCAGAGAUGGAAUCAAAAGAGUCAAACCAGCCUAAAAAGCAGCUUACUCCUUGGAGACAUCAAAGGCUUGGGAAGGUGAAUUCUGAAUAUAGGGCAAAAUUUCUGAGCCCAGCCCAGUAUUUAUACAAAGCCGGGGCUUGGACCCGUGUGAAGGAAAACAUACCAGAUCAGGGUUCUCUAAAUGCCAUGUGGUAUGCGGAGGUUAAAGAACUCCGAGAGAAGGCUGAAUUUUAUAGGAAACGAGUUCAAGGAACACAUUUUUCUCGGGACCAUCUGAAUCAGCUUCUGUCUGAUAACAACUGCUGUUGGGAUGUCUCCUCAACCACAAGCUCAGAAGGAACCAUUAGUAGUAACAUUAGAGCUCUAGAUCUUGCCGGAGAUCCUACAAGCCAUAAGACUUUGCAGAAAUGUCCUCCUACAACACUGGAAGAGAAAAAGCCUGCCUUGGAAGAGCAGCCGCAGAAAACUACCACUGAGAAAUUGGGCGUGUCAGAUGCUCCCACCCUGCCCGUUAGAAGACGCCUGGCGUGGGACGCAGAGAACACAGAUGAAGGGGUGCAGAAACAGCCGAGAGAGGAGGAGGAGGAAGAAACAGAAAAGGACAGGCAGGUUCAUAACGGAGAGCUGGAGAAGGUCGAAGUACCGGAAAAAUCUAAGGCAGAAAAGAUAAAAGAAGGGUCAGAUUCUUCUUCUGUAUCUUCUGGAAAAGGAGGCAGGCUUCCUACUCCAAAGCUGAGAGAACUUGGUGGAAUCCAGAGGACUCAUCAUGAUCUCACCACUCCAGCUGUUGGUGGUGCUGUUCUAGUGUCUCCAUCUAAAGUGAGGCCUCCAGUCCUAGAACAAAGGAAAAGAGUGUCCUCUCAGGAUGGCUUAGAAACUGCAAAGAAUGAUUUUAGGAAGAAAGAAAGUCGUGCUAUAGCCCUCCUGACUUCUCCAGCUGCUGGUAUAAAAACAGUUGAUCCCUUGCCUUUGAGGGAAGAUUCUGAAAUCAGUAUCCCCAGACGUGCUGAGGUAGCUCUUCCAGUUUCAAAAAUUCCAGAAUAUCCAGCAAACACACCUGGGCAGUCUCCUUCCCCACCCUGUGCUCCAUCCUACUGGCAUCCCUCUCGUCGAAUUCAGGGCUCUCUCAGAGAUCCAGAAUUUCAACAUAAUGUGGGAAAAGCAAGGAUGAACAAUUUCCAGCUGCCUCAGCAUGAAGUCUUUAAUGAUGAAGAUGAAGACAGAUUAUCUGAGAUUUCUGCUCGCUCCGCAGCUUCUAGUCUCCAGGCUUUUCAAACUCUGGCACGAGCUCAGAAAAGGAAGGAGAAUUUCUGGGGCAAAACAUAAUUACCAUAUAUCUAGUUGAGUUGCCUAACAAUCUAGGGAACCAUUAGCAUAAUUUUUCCUUCUUGCUUUACUAUGUUAAGACUUUUAAAGUAUUUGGAUUUUUUCCCCACAUUUCCUACUUAAAAAGAAUUGUUUGAGUUUUCAAUAGCCAAUUCAGUUUCCUUGGAAAAUGUUAACACUCGUUCAUACAAAUUCAACCUAAAGAAUUCUUUUGACACCUAUCCCAAAGUACAAAGACAUAGGUUUCUUCACAUGUUCUAACUUUUGUAUUAAGGGUAGCUGGUAAAAUUGUGAAUUUUACCUAUCCAGAGGAUAUUCUAAAAAAUAAAGUGAAGUAAAAAUUAAGAUCUAAAUGUGAAGUGUAUGUUCCUUGAUUAUUGGCUCUGUGUAUCUUUAUAAUCUGUAGAUGUCAUAAGAUGAAUUUGUUCUUCCCGUAACUUUUGCUGUAGUAUUUCUUCUUAUUUUAGUACCUUCUGUAUGUGGUUGCAGUGUUAAGGCAAUUGUACUUUAAAUUGAAAAUAUGAGCUGUAUAUAUUUUUCUUAUUUAUGUAACAAAGUUUGCUGAGAGAAUAUGUAUAUUUUUGAUCUUUGUGUGUAUUCUUUUUGUAUAAGGACUUUGGCUUACAUUUGAAUAAUGUCUCAAUUUUGAAAAAUUAUUUGUAUAAUGGAGAGUUAAAACUUUGUAGACAUUUUGAAAUAAAAAUUGAUCAAGUAUUUUAAUUCUUUUUGUUUGAAGUGUUUCAAGUGUUUGGCUUCUCCAGAAAGUUAUUACACGUAAUAAACAAUUAGUAAUAAACAAUUACCUUUUAGAAAUGUUUUACUUAUAACAAGUUAACUAAAUGUUUUACUUUUUUUCCAGCUGUCAGAAUGCAACAAAACUGUUCACAAUAAUUUUGAAUGAAUAUAGGAAAAAUACAAGAUUUCCAAGGCAGACUCAUUUUCAAAAAUUUAACACAUACUUUUUGACUAUUCCUUCAUUCAUAGGACAUGUUCUGUUUUCCUAGUCUUUACUUAAUCUUGCAAAUCAUAAUAUAUCUAACUUCCUAAAAAAUAUGAAUUUCAUAAAUAUGACGUGAUGUGUACAAGACUACAUACAUACAAGGUACCAAAGGUAAAAUAUAUGAAAUACUCAUGCCCGUUGGUUAGAAAACAAAUGAGCAGUUUGUUUUAAAGUACUUAAUUUGGUCAAAAGUGCUUUUGCAAAUCCUUGAUUCACAAUAAGUUUAUUAAAGAUCUUACAUUAUCAGGUUAUAAAUAAUUGGGCAUGCACAUAUUUGCCUACAUCUCACUGACGUUUGUUGAUAAAAAAAGUUUUUCAGGCACCGAAGAUGGAAAUAAAAGUUAGAAAUUAAUGUGUAAUUGGAUUUUAGAACACAACCAUUUGGAUUCUAUACACGUACUGAGGCAUAUUAGCUGUAAAAAAAGUUGGAACAUACUGUGUCUCUAGAAGCUUAGGGGUAUCAUCAUCCUCUUCCUCUAAAGUUGGUUAGUUUGGUUGGUUAGGAUAGAAUUUUCAAUGACUGAUCACUGAUCUAUGGUAAAGAAAGGAAUGACAGCUAGCUUGCAGGGAAUGUGUAUCUAACACAGUGCAUCUUACCCAAGGUACACAUUGUAAAAUAUGGGUACAUCUGUUGGAAUAAGUCACACCACGUGAACUUGCUCUGUCAGAUGUUAGAUGGAUUAAGGUAUGGUUCUGAUGAGGCUGAGUUCAUUACCCCACUCUGGGUGACAAUUUAGCAUUGUAGUAUACUGCUGAUUGCCUCUUAAAAGCCCUACGCAGUGGCCCUGGGGAGAGAAUAGUGUUGAGAGAUUAGUCCUGUUUCAUCACUUGUACUGAAGACAGCUUAAAGGAUAGGCAUUUGAGUUGGCGGGUAAGUAGUUUUAGUUACGUGAGAAAUAUUCCAUGAGAUGUGCUGCUGACAUUUAGGAGUUGGCAUUGUUAACUCAAUUUUUAAAUCAAUUUUAUUUUGGCAUACUUUUAUGUACAAUAAACAGCGAUCAUUAAGAAUUUACAGCUCAAUGAGUUUGGAAAGAACACAUACAUCUGUGAAACCACCCUACAACCAAGAUACGUUAUUACGGUUCCAUCGUCCUAAAAAUUUCAUUUCCCUCUGCAGUUCAAUCCUUCCUUCCACCUCUGAUCCCAAGGUGAUCGCUAAUCUGCUCUGUCAGGAUGGUUUGCAAGAACUGUGUAUACAUGGAGCCAUCUUUUAUAUUGCUUUCACUCAGAGUGUUUUUAGAAGUCUUGUAUGUUUUGAUGUUUAUGUUCCCUUUUAAUCCCUUCACCCCUGGUGGA
Messenger RNA from Lynx canadensis (Canada lynx), 4571 nucleotides. RefSeq names its product Mdm1 nuclear protein (gene SAXO6). Gene Ontology annotation, biological process: negative regulation of centriole replication. Bases 113 to 2275 code for a protein of 720 amino acids. Lineage: Eukaryota; Metazoa; Chordata; Mammalia; Carnivora; Felidae. The record is from RefSeq and is a predicted model, not a curated record. Gene Ontology annotation, molecular function: microtubule binding. The transcript has 15 exons.